UCCAAUCCAAACAUAAACAUGGCGUUUACCUUCGCUGCCUUUUCUUACAUCCUCGCCUUGAUAAUCGAUGCAUUUCUCAUUUUCUUCGCAAUUUUCCAUAUAAUUGCUUUUGAUGAACUGAAGACAGACUACAAAAACCCUAUAGACCAGUGUAACAGCCUAAAUCCAUUGGUGUUACCAGAAUAUGCCCUUCACUUGCUGUUCAACAUCUUCUUCCUCAUGGCUGGCGAGUGGUUCACUUUAGCUCUCAAUGUGCCUCUUAUUGCCUACCAUAUCAACAGGUACCGAAACAGACCAGUGAUGUCCGGGCCUGGAUUGUACGACCCCACAAGCAUCAUGAACCAUGAGGUGCUGAGCCAGUGCCAGAGAGAGGGCUGGAUCAAGCUGGCCUUCUACCUUUUGGCUUUCUUCUAUUAUCUCUAUGGAAUGAUUGUAUCCCUCAUCUCUGCGGCAUAGUGGAGAAAAAGAAGCUGGGCAUGUCAGAUGAGGGUUUCCUUCUACAGCCAGUGUUUGUAUGCCAACAAGCUGCUGUCUGCUCUGUUAUCGUGAAGCAGAAGGCUGGGGUUCUAUGUCAGAGAUGAUGCACGUUCACUAAAUUUUAAUGUGCUGAAGAGGAACAUUACCCAUGAUAUUUCCUGGAUUAGAAGCAUUAUUUAUUGAUAUUGUAUAUGAGCUUUUAGGACAGUGCUGAGUUUUGAUUUUGUUUUAUUCCGGGGCUUGAAGUUGAAAAAUCUUAGGCCGAAAUGAUUUGUAAUUGGGGAAUUUUUGGUACUUGACAGUAGGCACCCAGUAUCUGUGAAUGUUUCUGGUGCAAAAGGUUAUUCUUAUUUUUAAUAGGUUAAUUAUUUGUCAGAUGUAUAGAUCAAAGUAGAUUAGUUUGAAGAUUCUGUAUAAAUAUGCAGUCCCACAGUUUUCUUAUUGCCAACUUUGCAUUUUCAUACUUAAUAGGUUUUUGAGAAUAAUUGUCAGAAGUAAGUCAUUGAUUUUUUUUUAUAGAGAGAGCAGAAAAGAUCCCUAAGACAGUAUUAUGGCACAAAAGUAAUGGUGGUGGAGAACGAAUAUAAUGGAUGAUGGUAAAUUAUUAUAAAGGAGGAAAAAAUCAUAUUCUGCUAAAGUAUAUUUAGAAUAAGGAGUGAUAUGCUACAUGUGCAAUUUUAUUUAAAUGAUAGCUUGUUUAAUUAUUUUUCAGCCACCAUAGUGCAUUUGUGAUCUUCCCUAAUAUGAACUUCCUUCAUUGAUAUACAUAUAGCAUUGAAUUAUUGAAUCAGUAUACAAAAAAAAAAAGGAUUUGACUAAACCUGUCUAUAACCUGCCAUUGUAUAAUGUAAUAUUUACCUGUUGAUACAUGAUUAUAAUUGUGGCUUUUUAGAUACAGGGCAUGAGGUUAUUUUGAUUUCAUUAUUGGAGAUGCAAGACAAGAACUAUAGUACUUAGGAUGUUUGCCAAAUGGACACACAUUGUAUAGAAGUACACAUGGAAAUGUAAUCAUAGUUGAUGUUCUUUUCUCUUUCUUUUGGUCAGAAUCAAGUAGGUAUUGUGAGCAUCUUGAAAUGCACCAUUUUCCAGUUAUGUCCUCCUUUUCCAUUUUUUUUUAUGACUAAUAUGCACAUGUUCACAUUACUUGCUUUAGAGGAUUUUUGCUAGAUUAUCAGGUCAACUGCUCAUGUUGAAAUAAAAUGUAUAAGGAAAUGC
Messenger RNA from Penaeus indicus, 1692 nucleotides. Its product is annotated as protein cornichon-like. The record is from RefSeq and is a predicted model, not a curated record. NCBI's taxonomy places the organism in Eukaryota, Metazoa, Arthropoda, Malacostraca, Decapoda, Penaeidae. The transcript has 5 exons. Gene Ontology annotation, cellular component: endoplasmic reticulum membrane; COPII-coated ER to Golgi transport vesicle. Bases 19 to 456 code for a protein of 145 amino acids. Gene Ontology annotation, biological process: endoplasmic reticulum to Golgi vesicle-mediated transport.